This is a messenger RNA of Harmonia axyridis, 1598 nucleotides long. RefSeq lists its product as uncharacterized. The transcript has 7 exons. Lineage: Eukaryota; Metazoa; Arthropoda; Insecta; Coleoptera; Coccinellidae. The record is from RefSeq and is a predicted model, not a curated record. The coding region runs from base 104 to 1273 and encodes 389 amino acids.
UCAAAUUAGUCGCCUGGUGCUCGAAUAUAGUCAGUCAGUUUAUAGUGCGGAAUAUAGUCAGUUAUCCUAAUUAUUAUUUAUAAAUAAACACAGUUUUGUAAACAUGCCGGGUACAGGAAAUGAACUCGGCAGGCGCCAGAGUAUCCCUAUUCUUUAUACUAGAGGGACACAUUAUGAAGUAGGCUUCGAUGUGGGAAGGACUUUCGGUUCCUUGAUUGAAAGUUUCGUAAAUUCAUCUACAGCCCUAAAUCAAGAAUAUUUACCUGCUUACAAUACACCUGGAGGAAAGCAAGCCUACGAUGCAACUCUCAACAAUUUGAUUCAGAAUUAUCCACAAUAUAUUAAAGAAUUGGAAGGAAUUGCUGAUGGCUCGAAAGUUCCAUUCUAUAAGCUCUUCUUACUCCAUAUAGAUGACGUGAUACUUCCAACAGUACAUAAAGAAGGUUCGAAGCAGCCAACAGGAUGUUCUUCCAUUGCAAUCAAUUUAAAAGAUGAAGCAAUUCUUGGACAUACAGAAGAUGCUCUGAGUGAAACCCUAAACCAUUUUUAUUUUGUGUCUGCUCACAUAAUCUCAGAUAAGCCACAAGGAAGAUGGAACGUCAAAGAAGAAAAAUUUACCUCUUUAUGCUAUGCGGGUCAUUUGCCUGGAUAUACAAUGAAUUACAAUCAUCAUGGUUUAGUUUUUUCGAUAAACACAAUCAGUGCCAAAGAUGUCCAGCCAGGAAAAACACCACGCCAUUUUCUGACCAGGGCAAUGCUAGGAGCUGAAAAUUUUCUGCAGGUCCAGCAGAUUCUGCGGGAUACAGGAGUUGGUGCAGCAGAUGCGUGUUCAGUAAACAUGACCUUUUUACAGCAGGAAGGUGAUAGAGUGUUCCAUAAUAUCGAAAUCGGUCCAGCAAUCAAUUCUAGUGAAACACAACUCAGUGCCUUAACGAUAAGUUGUGGAGAACAUUUCUACCAUACCAAUGAAUUCCAAAGACUGAAAGAAAAUCAAGCAAAUCCAUUAAUGCUUCUCAGUAGUAAAUGCAGAUCUGAAACUUUCAAAAAUCACCAUCCGCCUUCUACUUUUGAAGAUGUUGUGGAGAUGCUGAGUGAUACGUCGCAUCCUGAACAAAAAGUUUUCAGAGACCAACCAAAUGAUUAUGUUAAAACUAUUGCAGUUGGAAUAUUUGACUGCAAGAAGAAGACUUGGAGUCUUUACUCUGAUAACCCAAAACACAAUGAACCAUUGGUUGUACUUCCAUUAGUUUUGAAGAAUUCAAAAACUAAUUAAUAGCCUUGAGUUUGGAUCACAUCCAUUACUUUUCCAUCAAUGAUGUGAUAUGUAUGACUUAAUUAUAUCUAUACGCUAUAAUGAAAUAUCUCAUACUUAUUCCAGAUAUUUUUCAGUGAAAAAUUUGCAAAAAUCCAAUACAAAUUUAAUUUUCAUUAUUCAUUUCAUAUUCAUUAAUUAUUGCAAAUAUUAUGUGUUCUCAAGUAUUAUGAGAAUUGUGAUGUUAAAUUUGAAUGUAUAUAACAUGUAGGUAUGUGUAAAAAUGUCUAGAUUGAAUAAAUAAUGUUCAUGACCUGGAGAUUUAGUCAUGAGUAUCAGAAUCAGA